Messenger RNA from Glossina fuscipes, 1480 nucleotides. RefSeq lists its product as uncharacterized. NCBI's taxonomy places the organism in Eukaryota, Metazoa, Arthropoda, Insecta, Diptera, Glossinidae. The transcript has 5 exons. The record is from RefSeq and is a predicted model, not a curated record. The coding region runs from base 113 to 1234 and encodes 373 amino acids.
AAAAUUUUGUGUUUACAGAAAAAAAAAUUUAAGCUUUGCUAGUCGAAUGAAUAUAUCAUAAGAAAUUGUUAAAGAUUUUAAGCAAAAGUGUAUUUAAAAGAUAUUUUUUGAAAUGUCAUCAGAAGCUGCUGAAAAUUCACAACACAGAAUGGAUCGGAGAAAGAAGCGCACCUCCACUAACCAAUACAUCUUAUAUAUAGAAAUGAUGGAAAAAGAUGCAGUAUUUGCCUCUGGGCGAAUACCGCGCGAUUAUGAUCCAAAUUAUUUACAUCGAAAAUGGAAGGAAUUAUCGGACAAAUUAAACUCUUGUAGUAACGGUCCAACAUUAACAGCCGAAGAGUGGCGCAAGCGCCUUAAUGAUUGGAAAAAUACUACGCGUUGCAAGUACAGGCGAAGUGUGUCGGGUGAGAAAGAUAUAUCAAUGACGUCGUUGGAAUUGCGAGCUCUAGAACUUUUCGGUAAAUCUCCUAGCAGUUCAGCUCCACCAGAGCAGGUUACGAUACAUUUUAAAUCGGAAAAAGAUGAUGAGGAAAUGGAACAUAUAUCUACAACGGAGACAUUCCAGAAGCAAUUACAGGCGGCCGUCGAAGAAGCAAUUGGGGGGGAUGAAGACGGUGAACAUUUAGUAGAAACAGAACAAGAAGAAGCUGAAGAAAUUUUACCCGAAGCACAGAAUACCUCCGUUAUCAGUAGUACUGGGGCCGGUGGCGACACAAUUGUGGUAGAAGAGACAACAUACCAUGAAGAUGAUGUUAAAGGCGAUGAGCAUUUAGAAUUCAUUACGCAGCGACGGCCAACUAUCGUGUCAUCAUCAACAGCUAAUUCUUUGCAAACAGUUGUUACGUCCGCGCCAACAGCAACCGUGACGAAAUUAAUAAACGGCGAUAUACCAUUAAAACGUUUGAGAUCACAGAUAUCCGAUCAGAUUAUAUAUGAAGUUAAAAAAGCGCCCGCGCAAGCAACCCAUACGACGCGAACUUUUACAGUUACUGCUCCGACUAUUCAACAUCACCAUCAGCAGGCGCAACCAAUUUCGAUUACGCAGGCACAGCAACAAAUUGGGCAGGAAUUAACUGCAGCUGGUACAACAGUAAUUGCCACCUCGCAAGAUAUGCGUGAAGUGGCGCGACAAUUGAAGAGACUAGCAGACAUAAAAGCUGAAAAGUUGAAAUUCGAGAUUGAGCAAUUUAAGUUUAGAAAUCCUGGUUUUAAUUAUAGCUUUAAUCCGUUAUAGUACGGUCAUCAGCCAUUAUUGAUUCUUCAAUAUAAGAAAUAAGAAAUGCAACUGAUUAAAUUCAUAACGUAUAAUGCUAUAAUGCCGAAAUCGCGGCAUCAUAUUUUACUCCAAUUAAGUGAAAUUUUUCACGUGAUUCAUUUUCGUGUUCACGUGGAGUGCAUCUAUUUCUUUACUAUUUACAGGCAUUCACACACAAAUACACACACACACACACACACACACACACACAGAAACUAGUACACA